Molecule: messenger RNA, 1068 nt
Organism: Aspergillus clavatus NRRL 1
Lineage: Eukaryota; Fungi; Ascomycota; Eurotiomycetes; Eurotiales; Aspergillaceae
Product: IGBP1/TAP42 family protein
Exons: 3
Coding region: 1-1068 (355 amino acids)
Biological process (GO): regulation of dephosphorylation; regulation of signal transduction
Cellular component (GO): cytosol
Molecular function (GO): protein phosphatase 2A binding
Source: RefSeq, a predicted model, not a curated record
AUGGAGCAGCCCCAGAGCCUCCGAUCUCUUUUCGCUGCUGCAAAGGCAGAGAAGACUGCGUUGGAGCCCCGCCCUGACAGCAACUCCGACUCCUAUCGCAAUGAUGUUAAUGCAACGAUAGCCAAGUUUGAAGAAUGUCAGCGACUCGUUGCACUGGCAUCCUUGUUCAGCUCUAACGAAGCGCUCGAAGAUGUAUCAACAGGAGAUCUACCUUAUCUCACCGUGGAUUAUCUUUUUGCGGAUAUUCUCCAGAGAUCUUACACUUCAGAUCGUGAAGCUACUCUGCGGCGCGCCUUGGAGCUAUAUGAGAGCUAUCUUGCACGCUUGGAUGACUAUCAACUACUUAAGCCCAAUGACAAAAAGCUAUACGACCGAUAUAUAUCGAACCCGACGUCCUUUUCGCUAGCCCCGACUAAUGACGCGGCCAGCCGAAGAGAGGUGAAGGUAGCGCGAUUUCAGGAGGAGAAAGAGCUGAAGGAGAAACUUGAGUAUCUAUCAAACAACCAGGGCCGGUUACAGAGUGACGAAGACGAUGUACGGCAGCUCUACCUAGCGGAAAUCAACCUAUUCACACACGAAGCAUUCCAAUCCAUGGAUCUAGUCUCUCAAGAGCUUUCCAUGCUUUCCGCAAUCCGCAGAAACCCCCCGAAUCCCGAGCAGCUGCCGCACUCUGACCCAAGGAGACGGAACGAUGACCCCCAUUCGGGCUACUCGGAGCGUCUUGAUGCCCCUCUGUCUCAGCUGCUUCAGGGUGGUAGACUCAGACCAUUACUCAGCAAGGAAGGAAAGCCAUUGCAACCUUUCACUCUACUAGAUCGCCGAACACAGCUACAACAGGGUGUAUUUAGGUCUGGGCAUAAUCUCCCGACGAUGACGAUUGAUGAAUAUCUUGAAGAGGAAAGGAAAAGAGGAGGCAUCAUCGAAGGUGGUGAAAAGUCUGGCAUGAAAGAGGAGGUAGACGAGGAUGAUAUGGACAAGGCAGAUGAAGAGACGAUGAAAGCCAGAGCUUGGGAUGAAUUUACGGAAGCGAACCCAAGAGGUUCUGGGAAUACAUUGAACAGGGGCUGA